Macrobrachium nipponense is the source of this 759-nucleotide messenger RNA. RefSeq lists its product as uncharacterized. NCBI's taxonomy places the organism in Eukaryota, Metazoa, Arthropoda, Malacostraca, Decapoda, Palaemonidae. The coding region runs from base 1 to 759 and encodes 252 amino acids. The record is from RefSeq and is a predicted model, not a curated record. The transcript is spliced from 4 exons.
AUGGAGGAAGAGGAGGAGGAGGAAGCUGAGGAGGAGGAGGAAGCUGAGGAGCAGGAAGAGGAGGUGGAGGAGAAGGAGGAGGUGGAUAAGGAGUUCCAUAUAGGAAGAAGAGCUAGUGAGGUAACUAAGGAGGGUUAUCCGAAGGGAGUUUCAGAGAAUCAGGAGGAGGAGGAUUGGGAGGGGGAGGAUCGACCACCGCCAAUGGACGGGGACGAAAUCAGGCAGUCAGUGCGCUAUCCAAUCAGCCCAACAGAGACGUAUAAGUUCAUAUCGAUUCUGACCUUACAAAUCACCCUCGAUCUGGAUGCUUUCCGCGUCAAGUCCCGCCACGCCGGUCAGCAGAGAAAAGGCGUCCUGACGGGUGUAACGUCAACUGUUUACAUCCAGGCGCAGCGCACGCUGCGAAACAUGACCUCAGCCGCGGGAUAUGCGUGUAAAGAUUUCAUGGGCGACCACAUGGGGCACCCCAUCCUCCCCCCCACCGACCCCUUCCACUCCUCCCCACCCCAGGUGUCCUUCGGAACAAUUCUGACGUCGCUUUUCCCCGCUGGGGAGGACAAGAGAGCGACUCUGAUUGCUUUAGAAAAUAAACGAAGUAUUUCAACGUUCCCUUCAGUGUGCUCGUUCCAUUGGAAAACUUUCCCCGGCUCCAACAAGAACAAACGGCACCGACAACAGCACCAGGAGAAGCAGCAGCUACAACAACAGCAGCAGGAACAGCAACAGCAACAGCGACAGCAGCCACAACAACAGCCCUGA